AAUAUUCGGCCAAAUUAGUCUCAUUGUAAAAUUACGGGCGGAAUGUGAUUUUCCUAGAAACCCAUCCGAAUUGAAUUGAAUUUACACAUUUCAUUAAGAAGGCACAAAAAGAUUUGAAAAAUAAAACACACAUUGCGAAAAUAUUUUGCCAAACAAAAAAUUCCGAGCAAAUGAGCAAAAAACAACACACACAAAGUUUGUGAGCGGUGAUUUUUGUUGUUGUUGUUUUUGUGAUAAACAAACAGACAAUGAUCCGAACCUAGGACAACAAUACAAUAAGCAACCCAGAUACAACGACGUCUCCUACAGCUUAUGUCUUGGAAAAUCCGAAAAUUCCCAAAAGAUACGAAGAUCGGUGGAAAUCACCAGUAUUAAAAAACAUCAUUCGCAAAGCAACCCCAAAAAAAGGAACACUUUCCUGCUUAAAGCACAAUCACACAUAUCCUGCAAACAACCUUAAAAAUACCACUCUAAAUAAAUUUAAAAUCGCCCGCACCUUCUCCUAGACCAAAAACAGCAACAAAAAUGCGCAUAUUAAUGUUGCGAAAAUUUUCAGAAUUUACACACAAAUACAAGAUAUUGCGUGGCAUGCUAGCCUAUGGCCUGCUGUGGCCUUGUGGUUCAUUGGCUGAGCAAACACUGAUCGAGAAACGGACAUUCCGCACAUAUGACUGGAAGAAAUGUCUUAAAUUCAGUUUAUUCGGUUGCUUCUUUAUGGGUCCCACAGUCUAUGCAUGGAUGCGUCUGGCCUCUAUCAUGUGGCCACGCACUGACAUCAAAUCGUCUUUUUGCAAAGCGAUUACAGAGCAAGCCGGCUACGAUCCAAUGGCCAUUAGUACAUUUCUCUUCACCAUGAGUCUGAUGGAGGGCAAAACGUAUGAGGAAGCCAAGCAUGAGGUCGCCACAAAAUUCCUAGAUGCCUAUCGCAUUGGUGUCAUCUAUUGGCCCUGUGUGCAGACGGUGAACUUUGCCCUGGUGCCAGUUCAAAAUCAGGUGGUAUUUACUUCGUUCUUCAGCAUGUGCUGGACAACAUUUUUGGCCUAUGUCAAAUACAUGGAAUUGCCCAAUGUCGAUGUGGAUCAUCACAUGGAGUUUCAUCUGGAUUUUCAUAUUUUGGAUUUCCAUGUACAUUUCUAAGGAUGAAAGAGUCAUGCAUAUCUAUAAACAUACAGGGACAACAGCAGCAGAGGCAUACAAACUAGCUUAAACUAAAAUGCGUUUUAUUAAAAUGUGUAUUUUCAACUAAUAAUUUUAAUAAUAAAUAAAGAAAUAAAAUUUAUUCUAAAUGACUGGAGAAAUAAAGCAAGGA
Molecule: messenger RNA, 1309 nt
Organism: Musca domestica (house fly)
Lineage: Eukaryota; Metazoa; Arthropoda; Insecta; Diptera; Muscidae
Exons: 4
Coding region: 526-1137 (203 amino acids)
Cellular component (GO): membrane; cytoplasm
Source: RefSeq, a predicted model, not a curated record